AAGCGGCGGAGUCAACAACGCGAAAAGUGCGUAUAUAAUCAUAUAACUCUGAACCGAUCUCUGGAGCUUUAAUCUCCGCCGCGAACUCACCAAUAACAACACCAGGAAGAGCAAUUAAAGGAGCUGCAAUGUGGCUGACCUUUAUUACAGGCGUUCUGGUCCUGCUCCUCGCCUGGGACUUUGUACGAAAACGCCAUCGCGUCACAACCUUUAAGAAAUUCAAGAUCACGGGACCCCUGUCAGUUCCUAUCCUAGGAUGUGGUAUCCAGGCCUUGUCCCUGGGAGCAGAGAACAUCAUGCCAUAUAUGGCAGGAAUGUUCAAUAAAUAUGGAAAGAGCUUUCGGCUUUGGGUACUCGAUGAAUGCAUAUAUUAUACCAUGGAUGUUAAGGAUUACGAGAACAUCCUAAGCAGCACCACGCUCCUGGAGAAGGGUCAAAUCUAUCGCUUUAUGCGACCCUUCCUCAACGAUGGAAUAUUAGUCAGCAAGGGCAAGAAAUGGCAUGCCAGGAGAAAGGUCUUCACCAAUGCCUUUCACUUCAAGGUCCUGGAACACUAUAUGGAGAUUAUGGACAGGAACAGUGGCGUUUUGGUGGAGAAGCUGAGAAAGGUGGCCGAUGGCAAAACACCGGUGGAUAUACUCCAGUACGUUUCUUUGGCAACGUUGGAUGUGAUCACAGAGGCCGCCAUGGGUGUCCAGGUGAAUGCCCAGAACGACCCCGAUUUUCCGUACAUCAAGGCGCUUGAGAGAGUGGUCUACAUCCAGCCUGGUCGCAUGUUGAAAUUUUCGCAGCGCUACGACUGGCUUUUCAGCCUGUUGGCGCCACGACUCCACCGGCAGCUGGUGAGCGAUAUCCGCGUCAUGAACGACUUCACCGACAAGGUCAUUCACGAGCGGCGAACAACUGUAGAGCGGGCUAAGGCCGACGGCAGCUACCGGCCGCUGGCUCUAGGUGAUGCCGAGACUGGCAGCAAGUCGAAGUUGGUUCUGCUAGACAUUCUGCUGCAGGCGACCAUUAACAAUGAACCCCUCAGCGAUGCGGACAUCCGCGAGGAGGUGGACAACUUCAUGUUCGCAGGCAAUGACACCACUGGCAGUGGUACUUCCCACGCCCUGUACGCUAUCGCCCGAAAUUCCAGGAUUCAGCAGCGCUUAUUUGAGGAAAUAGUAGAGGUCCUAGGUCAAGAUCCCUCCACUCCAGUCACCCAAUCGCAGCUGUCGGAGCUGAAGUACCUGGACUGCGUGAUUAAGGAGACCUUGCGCCUGCAUACGAUAGUGCCCACAGUUGGAAGAUACACCACCAAGGACCUAGUGCUUGGAGAAAAGGUCAUUCCUGCCAACACAAGCAUUUACCUAGUACCAUACGCUACGCAUCGAGAUCCAGAAUAUUUCCCAGACCCACUCACCUUUAAGCCCGAGCGCUUUCUGGAAGGCGAGGCGGAAUCUCAUGCGACCUUCGCCUAUGCACCUUUUAGUGCCGGACCCAGAAACUGUAUUGGCCAGAAGUUUGGCACUUUGGAAAUGAAAUGUCUGAUCAGCAAGGUUUUAAGAUACUACGAAUUACUUCCACUGGGAAAGGAGCUCAGGCCCAUGAUGAACUUCAUUCUGCGUUCGUCCACGGGCAUUAAUGUGGGCUUGAGGCCUAGAAAGCUUUCAUCCAACUCUGAACCGAUCUCUGGCUGGUCUCUAGCCUUAAUCUCCGCCGGGAGGUCACAAAUAACAACACCAGCAAGAGCAAUUACAGUAGCUGCAAUGUGGCUGACCCUGAUUACAGGCGCCCUGAUCUUGCUCCUCGCCUGGGACUUUGUACGAAAGCGCCAUCGAGUCACAACCUUAGAGAAGUCAAAGAUCAAAGGACCCCUGUCACUUCCUAUCCUGGGAUGUGGUAUCCAGGCCUUGUCCCUGGGGGCAGAGAACAUCAUCCCAUAUGUGGGCGAAAUGUUCGAGAAAUAUGGCAAGAACUUUUACUUUUGGGUCCUCGAUGAAUGCAUAUUGUACACAAAGGAUUUCAAGGACUUUGAGCACAUCCUGAGCAGCACCACGCUCCUGGAGAAGGGUCAGCUCUAUCGUUUUUUGCGACCCUUCCUCAAUGAUGGACUUUUAGUCAGCACAGGCAGGAAAUGGCAUGCCAGGAGAAAAGUCUUCACCAAUGCCUUCCACUUCAAAGUCCUGGAACACUAUAUGGAGAUCAUGGACAGAAACAGUGGCGUUUUGGUGGAGAAACUGAGAAAGGUGGCCGAUGGCAAGACAACGGUGGAUAUACUCCAGUACGUUUCUUUGGCAGCAUUGGAUGUGAUCACAGAGGCCGCCAUGGGUGUCCAGGUGAAUGCCCAGAACGACCCCGAUUUUCCGUACAUCAAGGCGCUCAAAAAUGUGGUCUACAUCCAGCCGGAUCGCAUGUUCAAAGUCUCGCAGCGCUACGACUGGCUCUUUCCCCUGUUGGCGCCCCUGCUCCACCGGCAGCUGGUGAGCGAUAUCCGCGUCAUGCACGAAUUCACCGACAAGGUCAUUCGCGAGCGGCGGGCAACGGUGGAGCAGGCAAAGGCCGACGGCAGCUACCGGCCGCUGGCUCUAGGUGAUGCCGAGAUCGGCACUAAAUCCCAGAUGGCUCUGCUGGACAUCCUGCUGCAGGCGACCAUUAACAAUGAACCCCUCAGCGAUGCGGACAUCCGCGAGGAGGUGGACACCUUCAUGUUCGAGGGCGAUGACACCACCAGCAGUGGUGUUUCUCACGCCUUAUACGCCAUUGCCCGGAAUUCCAGGAUUCAGCAGCGCAUAUACGAGGAGCUAGUAGCUGUCCUAGGACGAGAUCCCUCCACUCCAGUCACUCAAUCAAAGAUGUCGGAACUUAAGUACCUGGACUGCGUGAUCAAGGAGACCAUGCGUAUGUAUCCGCCAGUUCCCGCAAUUGGAAGAUACACCACCAUGGACCUGGUCAUCGGAGAGAAGGUCAUUCCUGCCAACACAAGCAUUUAUUUGGUUCCCCUCUAUGCUCAUCGGGAUCCUGAAUAUUUUCCGGACCCACUCACCUUCAAGCCCGAACGCUUUCUGGACAGCGAGGAGGAAUCUCAUGCGACCUUUGCCUAUGUGCCUUUUAGUGCCGGACCCAAAAACUGUAUUGGCCAGAAGUUUGCCGUUUUGGAAAUGAAAUCUCUGAUUAGCAAGGUUUUAAGACACUACGAAUUACUUCCACUUGGUGAAGAGCUAAAGCCCAUGAUGAACUUCAUACUGCGUUCGAGCACAGGCAUUAAUGUGGGUUUGAGACCUAGAAAUCUUGAAUAGGGUAAACCCACAUACUCAGUUGUUUUUGUUAGGGUUUCGGUAGGUAACUGGGAUACUCGUGAUAUAAAAUUGUUAAUAUUAUUGUUUGUUAGUUAAGUACUUAAAUAAUCGAAUUGGAGAUUCAAAUAAAAAUAUUUUUUAUAAAAAUUA
Drosophila kikkawai is the source of this 3431-nucleotide messenger RNA. RefSeq names its product Cytochrome P450 4d20 (gene Cyp4d20). NCBI's taxonomy places the organism in Eukaryota, Metazoa, Arthropoda, Insecta, Diptera, Drosophilidae. The record is from RefSeq and is a predicted model, not a curated record. Gene Ontology annotation, molecular function: oxidoreductase activity, acting on paired donors, with incorporation or reduction of molecular oxygen; heme binding; monooxygenase activity.